Molecule: messenger RNA, 2394 nt
Organism: Budorcas taxicolor (takin)
Lineage: Eukaryota; Metazoa; Chordata; Mammalia; Artiodactyla; Bovidae
Product: protocadherin beta-6-like
Exons: 1
Coding region: 1-2394 (797 amino acids)
Biological process (GO): homophilic cell-cell adhesion
Cellular component (GO): plasma membrane
Molecular function (GO): calcium ion binding
Source: RefSeq, a predicted model, not a curated record
AUGGAAAUGAUGCAAGUGAAACUACAUCAGAAGAAAAGGCAAGUGAUCAUCUUCAUUACAUUGAUUCUUUCGUGGGAGGCAGGUUCAGAAUCGAUUCGGUAUUCUGUACUGGAAGAGACAGAAAGUGGCACGUUUGUGGCCAACCUGACAAAAGACCUGGGACUCAGGAUGGGAGAGCUGGCUGCCCGGGGCGCCCGAGUUGUUUUCAAGGGGAAUAGACAGCAUUUGCGGCUUGAUCCAGACACCUGUGAUUUGCUGCUGAAUGAUAAACUGGAUCGGGAGGAGCUGUGCGGCUCCACUGAGCCCUGCGUACUACCCUUCCAAGUGUUACUGGAAAAUCCCUUUCAGUUAUUUCAGGCUGCCUUGGUAAUUAGAGAUGUAAAUGACCACGCUCCAGAGUUCCCUGCUAGAGAAGUGCAACUAAAAAUAUCAGAAAUUACCAUACCAGGUAAGGUAUUUCCUUUGAAAAUGGCACAAGAUUUAGACGCUGGUAGCAACGGCCUUCAGAGCUACAUAAUCAGCUCCAACCCUCACUUCCACAUUCUCACUAGAAACCGCAAGGACGGGAGGAAGUCCCCGGAGCUGGUACUGGACAAAGCGCUGGAUCGUGAGGAGCAGCCCGAGCUCAGGCUAACCCUCACAGCGCUGGAUGGCGGGUCUCCACCUCGGUCUGGGACCACAGAGAUUCAGAUCCUGGUCUUGGAUAGCAAUGACAACGCCCCCGAGUUUGCUCAGGAGUUCUAUGAGGCUCAAAUCCCUGAAAAUAGCUCCCUGGGCUCUCUGGUUAUCACUGUCUCAGCGAGAGAUUUAGACGCAGGAUCAUUUGGAGAGGUAUCUUACGCCCUAUUUCAAGUCGAUGACGGUAACGAACCCUUCGAAAUUAACGCAAAUACAGGAGAAAUUCGACUAAAAAAGAAAUUGGAUUUUGAAGAAUUUCAAACAUAUCAGGUGGAUAUCGAGGCUACAGACGGUGGGGGACUAUCAGGAAAAUGCUCUGUAGUCAUCAAGGUCCUGGAUGUGAAUGACAAUGCUCCUCAAUUGAUUAUGUCCUCACUGACUAGCCCCAUCCCUGAAAACCUGCCAGAGAUCCUAGUGGCAGUUUUCAGUGUAUCAGAUGCUGAUUCUGGACAUAACCAACAGGUUAUCUGUUCUAUACAUGACAAUCUCCCCUUUGUUUUAAGACUGUCCGUUGAGAAUUUCUACACGUUGGUAACAGAAGGGGCACUGGACAGAGAGGAAAGAGCCGAGUACAACAUCACCAUCACGGUCACAGACAUGGGAACCCCCAGACUGAAAACCGAGCACAACAUAACCGUGCUGGUGUCCGACGUCAACGACAACGCCCCCGCCUUCACCCAGACCUCCUACACCCUGUGGGUCCGCGAGAACAACAGCCCCGCCCUGCACAUCGGCAGCGUCAGCGCCACAGACACAGACGCGGGCGCCAACGCCCAGGUCACCUACUCGCUGCUGCCGCCCCCCGACCCGCUCGUGCCCCUCGCCUCCCUCGUGUCCAUCAACCCCGACAACGGCCACCUCUUCGCCCUCACGUCCCUGGACUACGAGGCCCUGCGGGCCUUCGAGUUCCGCGUGGGCGCCACCGACCGCGGCUCGCCGGCGCUCAGCAGCCAGGCGCUGGUGCGCGUGCUCGUGGCGGACGCCAACGACAACGCGCCCUUCGUGCUCUACCCGCUGCAGAACGCCUCGGCGCCCUGCACCGAGCUGGUGCCCAGGGCGGCCGAGCCGGGCUACCUGGUGACCAAGGUGGUGGCGGUGGACGGCGACGCGGGCCAGAACGCCUGGCUGUCGUACCAGCUGCUCAAGGCCACGGAGCCCGGGCUGUUCGGCGUGUGGGCGCACAACGGCGAGGUGCGCACGGCGCGGCUGCUGAGCGAGCGCGACGCGCCCAAGCAGCGGCUGGUGGUGCUGGUCAAGGACAACGGCGAGCCGCCGCUGUCGGCCAGCGUCACGCUGCACGUGCUGCUGGUGGACGGCUUCUCGCAGCCCUACCUGCCGCCCCCGGAAGCGGAAGCGGCGGCCGCGGCGCCGGCCGACCCGCUCACCGUCUACCUGGUGGUGGCCUUGGCGUCGGUGUCGUCGCUCUUCCUCUUCUCGGUGCUGGUGUUCGUGGCGGUGCGGCUGUGCAGGAGGGGCGGGGCGGGCUCGGCGGGUCGCUGCCCGGUGCCCGAGGGCCACUUCCCGGGCCACCUGGUGGACGUCAGCGGCACGGGGACUCUGCCGCAGAGCUACCAGUACGAGGUGUGUCUGACAGGAGACCAUAGAACUGGUGAGUUCAAAUUCCUGAAGCCGAUAUUCCCUAACCUCUUGGUUCAGGACACUGAAAGAGAAAUCAAGGAAAGCCCCAACUGUAGAAAUAGCUUUGUAUUCAGUUAA